CGUCGCGCUCAUCCUCUGAUUCCUCAGGAUACCGAAACGCCUUUCGCAGUCGAACUACAACCAUUUCGAGAGGAGCGCAAAACUCCGAAAAGAAAGACACAAAUAGAAGUUGUAUCCUCGAGCCGAUGCGGUGACGUCGAAAGCCCAACCAAACCGGCUGUUUGUCUUGUUUGGCACUCUUUUCUUCCGCAUCCCCUCUCAGCAUCUCAAUCCCCAAUUCAUCCCCAACCCCCAAACACAACCACCAUGGUCUUCCUGCGAGCUUUCACCCGGCGCGCCGGGCUCCCCGGCCUACCACGAGUCAACCUCGCUAGCCGACGCACACUCAUUGCCGCCCCCGGGCCCAACGCGGGUCCACUUCUCGAACGACGCGCCGACCGCGAGCUCCCCGACCCCAAACCCGGACGCCGGUGGUUGAUGACCCUGCCGAUCUUCGUCGUCGCAGUCGGAGCGGGCAUGCUGGGUAUCUUCAACUACCAGAAAUCGUCGUCGAGCGUGGUGCACAGCACGCUGUAUGCGCUGCGGACGUCGCCGCGGGCUCGCGAGAUCUUGGGCGAUGAGAUCUACUUUGCGCAGCAGAUUCCGUGGAUCAGUGGCGAGAUGAACCAAUUGCAUGGUCGCAUUAAUAUUUCCUUCUGGGUUAAGGGCACUAAGACCGAGGGAAAGAUGAGAUUCCGUAGCAUUCGGCCGGAUCGUAUGAGCUAUUUCCGUACUGAGGAAUGGAGUCUGGAGACUGAGGAUGGAACGGUGGUUCAAUUGCUCGACAGUGACAGCGAUCCGUUCCGGAAGAACUGA
Penicillium paradoxum is the source of this 795-nucleotide messenger RNA. Its product is annotated as cytochrome c oxidase assembly factor 1 family protein. The record is from RefSeq and is a predicted model, not a curated record. The transcript is spliced from 2 exons. NCBI's taxonomy places the organism in Eukaryota, Fungi, Ascomycota, Eurotiomycetes, Eurotiales, Aspergillaceae. The annotation marks the transcript as partial. Gene Ontology annotation, biological process: mitochondrial respiratory chain complex IV assembly. Gene Ontology annotation, cellular component: mitochondrial inner membrane.